Malaya genurostris is the source of this 1821-nucleotide messenger RNA. RefSeq lists its product as uncharacterized. Bases 197 to 1063 code for a protein of 288 amino acids. The record is from RefSeq and is a predicted model, not a curated record. The transcript has 7 exons. Lineage: Eukaryota; Metazoa; Arthropoda; Insecta; Diptera; Culicidae.
CGCUGCCAGCAGCCCAACGAAAAGCGUCGGAAAUCUGUCUGACCGCAGCUUGCUGCCCGAUACAGUACAGGUCCGAGACUUGUAGGUUAUACAAUUUUUGGCAGCCGGCGAGUGUCGGUGGUAUAAAGCCCGUUGACAGCCUGCGAUCGACUAUCAGUGUGACUAGUUUCGUGAGACACGCAGCACACACGAGGCAAUGAAGGUCCUGAUAGUUCUCUUCGCCCUCGCGGCAUGUUCCUCGGCGACAUUCGAUAAACUCUUCAGUGGUAAAGGUGGAGGUGGCGGCGGCGGUGGUGGCCUUUUUGACAUAAGUGGACUCCUGGGUGGACUGCUGGGAGGUGGCGGAGGAUCUCCACCUCCACGACCAGUGUAUGGACCACCUCCUCGACCGGUCUAUGGACCACCUCCGCCAAGGCCAGUGUAUGGUCCGCCGCCACCACCACCAAGGCCAGUGUACGGACCACCGGCUCCAGCUUAUGGACCUCCGCCACCGGGUCCAGCCUACGGACCUCCUCCACGCCCAGUGUACAGUGCACCACCUGCUCCGGUUUAUGGACCACCGCCACCACGCCCACCACCACCAGUGUAUGGCCCACCUCCUCGACCUGCACCACCACCACCGCCUCCAGCUCCAGUUUAUGGACCUCCCGCCUACCAGCCACCAGCACCGAUCUAUUCCCCACCUGCACCAAUUAUUCAGUCAUCGCCACAGUUCAUUGCACCUCAACCCGCUCCCGUUCCGCAAUAUAUCCCACCAAGACCGGCACCUGUUCCACAGUACAUUCCACCCCAGCACGUACCUGCUCCACAGUAUGGACCUCCGCCGUCGGCACCAGCUCCUCAGUAUGGACCUCCUCCGGCAGCUCCGAUUCCCUCCGCUCCGGCCAUAACGGUCGUUGAAGCACCCCGGAUCGAGUACCUACCACCCGAGCAGAUUCAGCAGCUGCCCCUGCAGGACACCAACAUUAACUUUAACGGAGUGAGCUCAAGUGCGGUCGCUUCCGGUAGUGUGACGGGUGAUUCCGGCUACCACUACGGUAUCGGUCACGGCACUGGACACUGACGAUAAGAUCUGAAUCCAUGUUCUCGACAAAUUUCUCUCACAUUCCCUCGUUUUCGGAGAGAAGUACUCAUACUCACACACACACUUAGCUAGGAUUGUGCAAUACCAAAAACACGAUUUUACUUUAAGGAACUGAUACCCUUCCCCAGCCUCCUCUCUCUCUCUCAAUCCUAUUUCCUAUUUCAUCUUUCACUUGCACAAAUGAGUUGAUGAUUUCAAUUUUCUUAACAAAGGACGGUGCCGAAUCACUUGCUAGUCACACUAUCCAGAUAUCAACCUGCAUAACCUGUCCUGUACCAUUUUCAAUUACAAUUCCGAACCAGUGACUAUUUUCCAGAGAAAUCUUAGUUCAAAACAACACAUUUUUAGCAUAAGAAGGAACGUAACGAAAACUGCCAGAUCCGACGACAGGGCGUUCAAUACCCUGAAGAGUAUUGCUCAACUGAAGCGUGGCUACUGCCAAAACAAACAAAAAAAAAAAACAAACGAAAUAAGCGGUAAACUUUUUCGCUCAAAUUAAAAACCUGUUAUUAGUUAAUUUAUGAACUUGUAAAUUAAUGUAAGCACAUUUGUUAUAUAACAGGUCGCAAGAGCAUAUCGGUAGGCUUUUUUUUUAAUAAGUCGAACAUAGUGUAGAAGACUCUUCUUAUUUUGUCUACUCUUACACAACCUCUGAAUGCCAUAUUUAAGGAAAUUUUUUAAGUGAAGCAAGAGAACAGAAGUAAUUUUUAAAUAAAAAAAAAACACAAAUAUAAAAA